UUCGUGCAGAAACGCCACGUCCAGCCCAUUACGGUAAAGAUCAUCAUCGGAAGUGUCACCGAGUCCAGGCUCGUCACCGCCGUCCUCAGCAGCGCUCUGCUUCAGAUUCAGCAUACAUGGUGCAAACCUAUAAUCCUCCACUUCGCGAUGAGUGUUCAUAGGUUUCGCCGUACGGAGGUCGAGUAUGGAAGACGGCCAUUUCAAGACAUCGGACCAUCCUCCUUUCAAUUUUGCCAACGCAGAGCUCGCAGUGCGGUUCGGCCAUCUUUCCAGAAACCAUCGUUGGCGGCCAAGUUGCAACAAUGCACACCAAUAAAUCAUGACUGUGCUUGGAAACGUUAUGUAGUCCCUCCAGUUGCUGGGUGAGUUACGGCAUGUUAUAAUCCAUUCGGUAAGAGUGUGGGUUGCUUCCAGAAGCACGCCUUUUUCGUGGGCUGUACUCCGGUCCGAUGCUUCUUCGAUGGCCCGUUCAAGAUCCAUAAUAGCUACCAGGCUCUCUGCGAGUGGCUUCCGACUGACAAUUUUACGACGUUCAAUGUAUUGCCACAUUUCGCUGUGCUUUAAGAAAAAUAUGGUCGAUGAUGCAACAUUCGCCGAAACCCUCAACACACGCAGGGUAUUCAUGUAAUCGAACACGGCAUCAGGGCAUAUCUGUUGGGUUCCGAACUCGAAGAUGAUUACCGAACAGCCAAAAAGUAGGAGCGCCGCCCAAUUAGAACUAUCGACGUUGACUGGUGCGUUGCGGAAGCUUGUCAAGGCCAUAACAUGUUGUUGAUAGGCCCCGGAGUCGCUCAACUGCUCGUGGCGGAGAGUCUCUGUUUCACCAAGUAGAUUGAAUACAGAACAUAGGCAGUAGCGGAAGAAAUCGUAUCUGGUCGCUGCCGGCACAAUGGCAUCUCCCCACAGUUCCCUUUCUCUGCGUGUUGGAUCCAUCCCGAAAGUAUUGUGCAGAUC
Molecule: messenger RNA, 954 nt
Organism: Periconia digitata
Lineage: Eukaryota; Fungi; Ascomycota; Dothideomycetes; Pleosporales; Periconiaceae
Source: the annotation of a GenBank genome assembly